Chlamydomonas reinhardtii is the source of this 4879-nucleotide messenger RNA. RefSeq lists its product as uncharacterized. Lineage: Eukaryota; Viridiplantae; Chlorophyta; Chlorophyceae; Chlamydomonadales; Chlamydomonadaceae. The record is from RefSeq and is a predicted model, not a curated record. The coding region runs from base 391 to 4254 and encodes 1287 amino acids. The transcript is spliced from 6 exons.
AGUUAGGACGUCGCUAGGGGGCUGUGUACCUAAUUAAACAGCACCGAAGCCUGUACUCCUGCCUCGGGCAGGUGCGCAACAGGUCCUGCACGCUUUCCGCGCUUAAACAGUCGCUUUCUUAUACCAGGCAUACAUUUUAUAGUCUCAAACCGCGUGCUUAGCAAGACCUGUUGAAGAAGGUGACCACGAUCAGUAAUUGUACUCAGGUGCUAACUGUUUUGGAGGCGUUUUACUUCAGGCAAUCUACUCUGCAUAGAAGGGUUCACUCUGUGGCCGACAUAAGCGUCCGCGCCCACAUCGGGCAAGCAGUAGCCCAAGAAUCAGCCCGCCUUCUGGGCGACCUGCAAGCCGGCCCAAAGGCGCGGCCCGUGGCCGCAUAGCUCGCCCACCAUGGGGCGCAGAAUGUUGAGACCAGCCGCCGGCUUGGUGCUGGCCGGCUUCCUGGCACUCGCUAUCUGCCUGGCGACGGUGCCAGCGCAGGCUCGCUCUCAGCUGGAGCUGGAGUCGUCGCCUGGCGCAGCUUCACGCGGCCUGCGCGCCAGCGCGGAGGCAACGGACGGCGUUGAUAGCAAGGCAUUGCUGGCAGCGCGCGUUGUGGCUAGCGGCGUGGGCAGCGGCGCCGAGGGCUCCACAGUAACUGCACGGUCGGUGCAGGAGAACGAGGAGGAGUACGAGGACGAGGAGGCCGAGUUUGAUGGCGCGGCUGACCCAAAUGCCCGCGCUGAUAGCCUAGUGCUUACGGGCACCGGCGCCGCAAAGACAGACGCAGCCACGGCCGCCACCGCGGGCACUGCCGCCACCGCCGACGCCGCCACCGCCACCACCACCGCAGCGGACGCGACGGCGGGCACUGCAGGCGCGACUACCGCCGCCGCCAGCACCCAGGCGGCGGCGGGAACAGCAGCAGCGGACACAGAUGCGGAUAGUGAGGAGGAGGACGAGGAGCAGGAGGAGGCGGACGCCGGUGAGGACUAUGAUGAGGAGGAGGAGGACGAGGAGGCCGCAGGCACCGUCGCCGGUGCCACCGCUUCCACCGCCGCCGACGCUGCUGCGAACACCACCACCAGCACCAGCAGCAACUCUACAUCCGUUGUCUUUGCUGCGGCUACGAACGCCACAGCCGCCGACGCGGCGUCUGCUGUGGUGUCUCCCGCCACCAAUGCGACCGCGCCCGCGGGCAGCGACACUGGCGACGCCACUGCUGCCGCAACCGCGCUUUCCACUUCGGACCCCGCCCCCGAGGACGCCGAGGGCGGCAGUAGCAGCGAGAAGAGCAGCAGUAGCAAGAAGACGUCAAGCAAGAGCAAGACUAGCAGCGAGAGCACUUCAGAGACUGACAGCGAUGCGGCGGUGACGACCAAGUCCGCCGCCGUUGGCGCUGCUGACGCCGAUGCCACCACCGCCGAUGCCGCCGUGAAUGCCACGGCGGCGGCCACCAGCGCAACCUCUACGGAGGCCAUCGUCGACGCGACUGGCGCUGCCGCUAACGCCACUGUUGCUGCUAACGCCACUGAGGUUGCUACAGCCAACUCGACGACGCCCGUGAACGGAACCGUGGCUGAGGCCGCUGGCGACACGGACGGCGCCGUGGCCACCGAGAAGGCGGUGACCGCGAGCGCUGCUGAUAAGGAGUAUGAGGAAGAGGGGGAGGAGGAGGGGGAGGAGGCUGAAGGGGACGAAGAUGGAGAGGCCGAGGAGGAGGCUGCCGAGGAAGAUGGCGAGGGGGAGGAGGAUGGUCAGGGCGCGGAGGCGGCUGCCGUGGAGGAGGAGGAGGCGGAUGAGGAGGACGAGGACGAGGCUGGGCCGCUGGCUGUGGGCGUCACCGGAGCCAUCGCUAAGUCUGCCGCUGCUGACGCCACUGACGCAACUGGCGCUACGGCAAACGCGACCGAUGCUGCCACCGCGGCGGGCAAUGCCACUGUUGACGCAAUCAAUGGCACGGACGCGACCGCCAGUGCCUCGGCCGUGCACGCCACGGAGACUGCGGCCAAAGCCGUGAACGGCACCGAGCCCGCCGCUGCCGCCAACACCACCCUCGCCGCGGCCAGCAACGCAACCGAGGCUGCGGCCGGCGCGGCCGGCAACAGCACUGCGCUUGCGUCUGCUGGCACCACUGGCACCGCGGACACGGGCCUGGCAGUCGUGGGCGUUGAUGGCGCGUCAACCACGUCCACCUCCGACAGCUCGGAAAGCAGCAGCAGCUCCACCACCUCGAUCAAGAGCUCCAAGAAGAAAAAGAAGUCGACCAAGAAGCGCCCUCCGCCUGCAGCGGCGGCCACAACUGAGGCGUCGGCCGCGGCCGUGGAUGCCAGUGCCACCGCCGCCGCUGCCGCCAACGCGACGGACGCAACGUUGCCUGCAGCUGUGAAUGCCACCGGCGCCGCGGCCGUGAACGGCACUGACGCCCUGGCGGCGGCGGCGGCCGUCAACGGCACCAGCACCGCCGCCGCUAACGCCACCGGCACAGCGUCGACCAACGGCACGUCCAGCCUCAACGGAACCGUUGCAGUGAACAGCACGGGCGUGGCAGAGGCGGUCAACAGCACGACUGCCGUCAACGCCACCUCAUCGGCAAUCAACGGCACUGAUACCUCUGCCAUCAAUGGCACCAGCACCACAGCCGUGAACGGCACGGACGCGGGUGGCCUGGUCGCCCUGAAUGGAACGGACGCUGGCGUGAACGCCACGGCAGCUGGCAACACCACCUCCACCACCGUGAACGGCACCGACACAACCGGUGCGGGGGCGGGCGCGGCCGGACUGGGCGCUCCUGCAACCGACGCCGCCACCAAAGCGGCCACGCUCACGGACGCGGGCACUGGGCUUGGCGUGUUCGGCGAGGACGGUGGCGGCGACAGCUCCGCUGCUGCUGCUGCCACUACUGGCGCUGCUACAGGCGCGGCUGCCGACGCGGGUCUCGGCGGCUUGGGUGCGGGUGUGGGUGCUGGCGCCGCUGGUGUUGGCGCCAUCGGCACCGGCAUUGGUGCGCUUGCCGGCUCUGGCCUUGGCGCGGGUGCGGGCGCUGGUGCCGGUGCCGGCGCAGUCAGCGGCGCGGGCAUUGAUGCAUGGAGCGCGGGCGGCGGCGCCGCAGGCGCGACUGGCCUCGGCGGCGCCGCUGGCGGCUUGGGUGCGGGUGCUGCUGGCGGCGGCGCGGGCGCUGGUGCGGGCGGCUUCGGUGCAGGCGUCGGCGCCGGCAUUGGCGCCGGAGCGGGUGCUGGCGCAGGCGCGUGGGGUGCGGGUGCGGGCGCAGGUGCGGGUGCAGGCGGCGCCCAGCAGCCUGGAGGUCAGCAGGGCGGCGGCUGGGGCGGCUGGGGUGGCUGGGGCAGCGGCGGUGGCCACCACAAGAAGAAGAAGCACCCUGGCGCGGGCGGCGUGGGCGGUGCUGGCGGCGGCUUCUUCGGCGCGGGUGGAUCAGGUGCACGCGGCGGUGCAGGCUCUGGUGCGUUUGGCACGGGUGCCGGCGCUGGUGCGGGCAGUGGUGCCAGCGGCUUCGGCGCAUACGCUACCGGCGUGGCGGCCUCUCCGCCGCCCCCGCCGCCCCAACACCACCACACCCACGUCAACACGGGCGCCUUCGGCGGCUCAUCCGCUGGCACCGGCGGCGCCGGCGCCUCCGCCACUGGUGCGGGUGAUGGUGCGGGCUUCGGCGGCUUUGGCGCUGGCGCCGCCACACAGGCGAAUACGAUGGCGCUAGGCGGUGCGGGCGUGGGCGCGGGCCUAGGGGCGGGAGCCGGCCAGGCGGCCGUGACCACCGGCACCGGUGCGAGUGCCGGCGGCAGCGGCGCUGCUGCCACGCAGGGCGACGGCGAGGGCGCUGCGGCGGGGGAGGCCUCCACCUCCAAUGUCUUCCUGGAGCUGCUCAGCUCGCCCGCCUUCAUCGGGCCUGUCGUGGGCGGCAGCGUGGGCCUGGUGGUGAUCAUCGGGGCGGUGGUGGCAGGCCGCCGCUACUUCAACUCCAUGAUGGAGGCGCGCUGGGCGGCGGCGGCGCCCAAGGGCAGCAUGUCGCUGUACGCCAACCAGCCCGUGGGCGGCAAGGCCGGCGGCGGAGGCAAGCCCGCGCCCGUGUCGUGGGACAACUGUGGCUGGGACGACGAGGACGAGGGCGGGGACGGCUGGGACAACGACUCGGCCUCGUGGGAGGACGUGGAGGGCGGCCGCGGCGGCGCAGGGCGUGGUGGUGGCGGCGGCCGCGGGGCAGGUGGCGGCCGCGGUAGGAAGCCCGAGAAGGGCAAGAGCUACCUGGACGACUGGUAGAUGAGUCGCGUGUGAGCUGCAGGGGCGCGGCCCCACACGCGGGGCCCCGGCCCGGCGGCAGCCGACGAGAACGCAUCGGAGAUGAAUGUACGUAGCAGGAGCUAGGCAAGUAGAGGACAAGGGAAUACGGAGAUUUCGCGCGUGGCAGGAGGGCGGCGGCGCCGCUCGGCAUGAUUAACUGGCCUUGUGCGAGCAGUGGCCCAACGAGUACACUGAGGAACUGUCGAGAUCGAGUAGGGUACGCGCGCGUCUGUUAGGGUUCAAGCAUGGUAGACAGCAAUAGGGACACUGAUGGGGUUCGUAAGGCGACUGCGUUGAGGGCAACUGAGAAAGGGUGCACCGGAGGGGAGCGGGGCGCGCGCGUGAUCGAAUGAACAUAGUGGUCGAUGCCUCUAUGGAGGUUCUGUUGUAUUAUGCCACACUCUGUGCCGCUAUGAGGGCCUGGAUGCUCAGCCGUUGUGUUGUGUGAGUGCCGGUCGUGGCGUUAUCCAAUAGCUGUGUUACUGCCCAUCGUGUUGUGUCGAUGGGGUGAGCACUGGGACUGGCACGGUCAGGGGCAGCGGCUCAAUUGGUUAUACCGGCGUGCAACCAACUGCGCAAAAGAUUGCUACCUUGCACCGCGUCU